UCAAGUGAGAAGUUCUCACAAGAACAAGAAGAGGAACAAGAAACGCAGAAAGAGAACGCAGAAAAAGCAAACGUCGAUGAAAUGACGUCGGCGGCAACGGGAGAAAAGUUAGUCCAAGCGACGCCGGAUGAUGAGGAUCGACUAGAGGAAAACCAAAUGAGCGGAUUGUUCAAAAGAAGACAUGCAGCCAAGUGA
Strongylus vulgaris is the source of this 195-nucleotide messenger RNA. The record is from the annotation of a GenBank genome assembly. Lineage: Eukaryota; Metazoa; Nematoda; Chromadorea; Rhabditida; Strongylidae.